This is a messenger RNA of Alternaria burnsii, 1887 nucleotides long. RefSeq lists its product as uncharacterized. The transcript has 2 exons. Bases 1 to 1887 code for a protein of 628 amino acids. The record is from RefSeq and is a predicted model, not a curated record. NCBI's taxonomy places the organism in Eukaryota, Fungi, Ascomycota, Dothideomycetes, Pleosporales, Pleosporaceae. Gene Ontology annotation, molecular function: protein binding.
AUGAUUGGCCCUGAGAUCAAUCGAGCAGCAAACUUUCCAAUCUGCACGAAGAGCUGCACUCGGGAUUUCGUACCUGUUUGGAAUUGGACAGUCAGUCCAACCGAGUUUGCAGAAUUUCAGGUGGGCAACCUGUUUCAAAACACAGAUACCAUCAGAUUGGAUGACCAUGUCAAAACGCUUGUUCGCUCUUGGAACAUCGCGCUCAUCCAAGGCGAUUCUCAUCUACCAGACCAAGUAAAGCAUAUUCUCCAAAACCUUAUCCGCGAAAACAGAGCAUUUUUCGGUUUGGCCGAGGACGACGUCGCAGAGCAGUGGCACAGCGGUCCCUCAUCGAUGGUUUUUGCGGCACGAAGUGGUCUUAUCGACCUCACUAGCGUUCUUCUCACAGCGACGGCUACGGACCCAGACCUGAGAGAUUGGAAUGGACGGACUCCGUUGAUCGUAGCGGCAGCAUAUAGCCAUGUUGAUGUUGUUGACGUUCUCCUUACGUCGAAUCAAGUGUACAUCAAUUCACAGGAUGUUAAUGGCUGGACAGCGUUACCAUGCGCUACUGUCGGACGGCACAGAGAAACUGUUGAGCGGCUUCUGAGGUGUUCCAACCUUGACGUAAAUUUGCAGGAAUUGAAGCACGGCCGAACUGCUCUGUUUUGUGCGGCCGAGAACGGGGCUGACGAUACCCUCGAUCUACUUCUGCAUCAGAAUUCUAGUACUGUCGACGCAAUGAAUAAUGAGGGUCACACUCCACUCAUACCAGGCGCAAGAGGUGACCAGAUAGGUGUCGUGAGACGGUUGCUUGCCAAUGGCGGUGCGCAAGCUAUGCGUGGAGAUACUACAAAGGGUCGAAUAGCACUCUCUUGGGCUUGUAGAAACGGCCAUACAGAGACAGCAGACAUGCUACUUGCAGCGAUUCAAUUUGAUGUGGACUCUUUGGAAAUCGAGUCCAGCCGCACGGCCUUGAUACACAACGCAAGGCCGGACUUCUUGCUCUCUCGCAGCCAAGAGGGGAAUCUCGAGGUAGUAAGCAUUUUCUUGAACAAUGAGUGCAUCGAUGUUUCUGGUAUGACAGAUCUCGAGUAUGGGCGAACAGCCUUAGCGUGGGCAGCUGGAGAUGGGCACACCGCUGUGGUGAAGCUCCUGCUGAAUCAAAGCCACGACCGUAGCCUGGGAUUUGCGCUGGAUUUCUAUGGCCAGACGGCGCUUUUUUGGGCUGCAGCAGAUGGACACGAAUCGACUGUACGCGCAUUACUCGCGUACGACGAGAGUGAUAUUGGUCUCGUUAGCAAAUCUGGUUGGACGCCUCUCAUGUGGGCUGCGUCUGGUGGACACGCACCUGUAGUAGAAGCCCUUUUCCAGGCCGCGAAGCUGGGUGUCAACGUCAAAGAAUCCAAGCUUGGCAGAACUGCUCUCUCAUGGGCUGCAGCACACAGCCAUGCAGAGGUCGUCUCGAUACUCCUCGAAAACAACGACAUCGAUAUAGAUCUGCCAGACGAUGAAGGCUUCACGCCUUUGUUCUGCCCUAUCAACCACAAUCACGAGGUCAUUGUGUCGCUGUUGCUGAGCACUUCCGUGAAGGUAGACGUGGUGGACACGUCAGGUCGUAAUCCGUUAAUUCUAGCUUCGGAGUUGGGGUACGCGGGUGUGGUGAGACGUUUGCUGGAGGUUGGACAUGCCGAUGUUCACAUCAAAGACCAACGAGAUCAAACAGCGCUCUCACUGGCGGUCGCAAAUGGCCAUGACGAUGUAGCCUCGAUACUUAUCGAGUUUGGCAGAGCGGAGGUCCCCUAUCCUGGUGAUCUCAUAGAAUCUCCAUCGCCUGAUGAGUUUGUAGAGAUGCAUGAAGAGAAAUCGGCUGCUGGAGAAGGCCGCAGUGAUCAUAUUGCGAAGUAG